Acanthosepion pharaonis is the source of this 630-nucleotide messenger RNA. The record is from the annotation of a GenBank genome assembly. Lineage: Eukaryota; Metazoa; Mollusca; Cephalopoda; Sepiida; Sepiidae.
AUGCUCCCUGAAUUUGUUGUGUAUUUCUUUCUUUCUUUCUUUCUUUCUUUCUUUCUUUCUUUUUUGUCUUUCUUUUUUCAGCAUCGUCCUCUGUGCUUUCAGAGUUUCUAUCUUUCUCGCUCUCUUUUUCUCUGUCUCUUUAUUUCUCUCUCUUUAUUGCUUUCUCCCUUCCUCUCUCUCUCUCUUGCUCUCUCUCUCACGUGCGUGUUUCUAUUUUAUUUAUUUUUCUUUGUUGCGUUUAUAUUUCUUCUUUCUCUAUUUCCCUCUCUCUCUUUCUUUCUCUCUUUUUCUUUCUUUUUUAUGUCCUUCUCAACAGCACUUUUUUUUUGUAAAUCCUGGCCAGCCGUUCAGAGCUUCGCUCACUCUUUCUCGCGCGCGCGCCCGUUUCCGUCUUGUUUUUUUUCUUCUGUCCCUACUUUCUUUCUUUCUUUCUUUCUUUCUUUCUUUCUUAACAUCCUCCCCGUGUUUUUAUUUGUAAAUCGUGGCCUGGCAAUUAGCCUUUUCACGGUUUCUCUCUCUCUCGCGUGCGCGUGCGUGGAUGUUUCCCCUUUGCUUCUUUCUCUCUUUCUUUGUCUGUUGUCUUUAUAUUUCUUCUAUCUCUCUCUCUCUCUAUUUCUUUCCUUUUUUUAA